GUUACGGGGAAAUAUUGCUUUUCAUGUCAUGGACCUGAAACUGUGUGUAGAUGAAUGCUCAGACAUACUCAGCACGUUUUGUUAUGGACUGUACCAAACCUACAGAAAAAUCAGCGGAGGGGUGUACAAGUCGGAGUGAAAAAGCGGAAGAAAAAAGCCGGUUGUAUAAAAGUGAAUCAUUGCAAGUGUAUCAUGAGCGAUGGUUCAGGAGUAAUUAACCUGGCUGCGCUGGGGGAUUCGGAUGGCUACCUGGAGCGCUUUAAAUCCUUCCUGACUGAGAACAGACCCCCAAGCACAGAGCUACUCCUCUCAUUCAGCCCCUGUUUGCCUUUCUCCGAGCCUGAGGAUUUUGCUGGCACUGACUGCUUGGAUGUAGCAGCAUGCCUGAUAGUCAAGCAUCGCAAAAACAACAGAUUUGUCAGUCGCUAUAUUAACUAUGGGAGACACGAAGGCAAUGAAUUCCAAUAUAAUGACAGCACCAAGACCCUGUCUGUUGCAUACCCAGUCCUGAGCAAAAGCCACCCACAGACCAUCGUGCAUUACCACUGCAGUCCAAACCGCUCCAUUGCCUUCUCUCAACGCUUUGGCCGAGACGUGCCCCUGGAGAUUCGGGUAGACAGUCCCUGCGCCUGCCCGAAUGCCUGUGCUCUGGAGGAUGUGGGUCCUGGCACCAUCUUCCUCAUCAUCCUCUGCCUCAGUGCCACAGCUUACCUUAUCUUAGGCUCCUGUGCUCUGCGGCCGUUCCGGACCAGCAGUGGGGUCCAGAUUGCCCCAGAGGAGAGCUUAUGGUGCAUGCUGUGUUACCUCUUCACAGAGAGAAAGCGCAAGAGGCCGCGUCGGAGACACUACUCUCUGAAGGAGGAGACGCUGUAAACGUGGGACACAGCAGCAGGCAAGGACAUGAGAUAAAAAUAGAAAGGGGAAACAGUUUGGGUCAAAUGGGGAUUGGUGAUUUGGAGAACUUGCAAUGCACUGUAGCCUUGUAUUACACAAAUCCUUCCCUUCUCACUGCAUAUGUAUCUUGAUCCGGAACUUUUCAGGGAAUACAAGUUUGUCUGUGCCACUAGA
Molecule: messenger RNA, 1068 nt
Organism: Conger conger (European conger)
Lineage: Eukaryota; Metazoa; Chordata; Actinopteri; Anguilliformes; Congridae
Exons: 5
Coding region: 55-873 (272 amino acids)
Cellular component (GO): trans-Golgi network
Source: RefSeq, a predicted model, not a curated record